Xylaria bambusicola is the source of this 5223-nucleotide messenger RNA. RefSeq lists its product as uncharacterized. The record is from RefSeq and is a predicted model, not a curated record. Bases 242 to 5059 code for a protein of 1605 amino acids. Gene Ontology annotation, cellular component: membrane; intracellular membrane-bounded organelle. Gene Ontology annotation, biological process: transmembrane transport; lipid transport. The transcript has 2 exons. Lineage: Eukaryota; Fungi; Ascomycota; Sordariomycetes; Xylariales; Xylariaceae. Gene Ontology annotation, molecular function: ABC-type transporter activity; ATP hydrolysis activity; lipid carrier activity.
UUCGUUCCCUUCGUUCCUAGGUAUUCACAUAUUCGCCUUUCUGUUUCCUUUCUGUCCUUACCUCCUGAGGUUUGCCAAUUCUAGAAUAUCCAACUGUAGUGGCUACUCAUGGCAUUGUAAAUAACCAUCACCACGAGAUUGCCCCGCGAAGGACCCGGAUAUCCCGGAUCGGCCGGAUCUCUUCGAGACCUAGCCUUCGGAGCGCCCAAGUGCGACACUCGCAACUUUCGCGCGCCCGAAGAUGGCCUUCCUCCGUCAGACAUGGACCUUGACGGCCAAAAAUCUCAAGAUUAUCGUUGUCCGCCAUUCUCUAGCGACUGUCAUUCGAGCAUUUAUCCUUCCCAUCAUCCUCGCCGCCUUUUUGACUUUCGCCCGAUAUCUAUUUGUCUCGCCAUCUCAAUAUGGCCUUGGUGACCCGAACCCCGUGCGAUCACUGCCAGAUGCGCUUCGAAUAGCCUCCUCUGAUGGUCGCAACAAAGUUGGCUUCGUUAACAGUGGAUUUACUGGUGGCGAUAUCGAUCAGAUAAUAGAUACUCUGGUGGACCAGGUCACCAGUGUGGGUAAAGAUGCCGUCAGAUUAUCGCAAGUUAGUGAACUUGCUACAGAGUGUCGAAGCACAUUGCGUGGGAGCUCAACUUGCUACGGCGCCGUAGUCUUCAACUCUUCGCCUAACGAGGGCAAUGGUGGCAUCUGGAAUUACACGCUUCGCGCUGAUGGCGCCCUGGGCUCCAAAAUCUACACGGACCAAGAUGACAACGAUUCUGAAGUCUACACGCUUCCUCUCCAAAGAGCUGUCGACUCCGCUAUCGCUAACCUCGGCGCAUCGAACGAUAGAGGCUCUCGCCCCCUCCCCGGAACUGUGGAUGAGUACCCCUUUACCACUCUGACCGACAAGGAACGUCAGCAAGAAAUCCGACGACGAUACCAGAGCUCCUUAACCAACUUUCUGGCUGUCGCCUUCGUCCUCGUCAUCAUUGGUGUAUGUUACCACAUGACGGGCCACAUGGCUACCGAGCGAGAAAUCGGCAUGUCACAGCUUCUUGACGCUAUGAUGCCUACCAAAUACCUUUGGCAAGCCCAACUCGCCAGAUUACUGUCCCACCAUAUCUCUUUUACGAUCGUAUACCUGCCUGCGUGGGUAAUUGGCUCUAUCAUAAUUGCGCGAGGGGUUUGGGCACACACUAACGUCGCCAUUGUGCUUAUAUAUUUCAUACUCGCUGGCCUUGCUUUCACCUCACUCUCAAUUCUCGGCGCCGCCUUUUUCAAAAAGGCACAACUCUCUGGCGUCGUUACGACAAUUGUAUAUAUUCUCCUGGCUAUUCUCGCGCAGACUCUGACUUCCCCGAAUACUGCCACCGUUGCGGUGCUCAGUCUGCUCUUUGCUCCAUGCAAUUUUGUUUGGUACCUGACUUAUAUUGCACGAUGGGAACGCAAAGCGCUCCCCGCGGACCUUACGCGAACGCCUCCGGACAAUCCAUGGGAUCUACCCGGCAUUGUAUUUUGGGUUUUCUUGAUCAUCCAAAUAUUCGCAUAUCCCGCCCUUGGUGCCUAUCUAGAGCGAGCUUUUCAUGGGACCACUACUCACGGGCGUACUAUCAUGCGUGAUCAAACUACAGACACAGCCCCGGAAGAUGCCGUUCGCCUCGAUGGCUUUACCAAGAUCUAUAAGCCCAGCGGUCUGCGCCGCCUUUUCUCCUUUAUUUCGAAGCCUAGGGAUCCAGUUAUAGCAGUGAACGGCCUUACAAUGACCGCUAGGAGAGGUCAGAUUCUUGCACUACUCGGCGCCAAUGGAAGUGGGAAAAGUACAACCCUCGAUUCUAUUGCUGGCAUUAGCAAGUUAACGAGCGGCAACAUUACGAUUGAUGGCACUGGAGGAUUAGGCAUUGCGCCCCAGAAGAACGUUCUAUGGGACGAGCUGACUGUGGAGGAGCAUAUUCAUAUCUUUAACCGGCUGAAAUCCCCGAAUAACGUCGCCUCGAGGGAUGAGAUUCGAGAUCUCGUUACUGCUGUGGAUCUUGCACCAAAAAUAAAGGCAAUGUCCAAAACUCUUUCGGGAGGACAGAAACGGAAGCUACAACUUGGUAUGAUGUUAACGGGCGGCAGUGCUGUAUGCUGUGUUGACGAGGUUUCGUCUGGUAUCGACCCUCUAUCCCGACGAAAAAUCUGGGAUAUUCUACUUGCAGAACGCGGCAAACGAACAAUCAUUCUAACCACACAUUUCCUUGACGAGGCAGACUUGCUUGCAGAUCACAUCGCGAUUCUUUCCAAGGGCACGCUCCGAGCUCAGGGCUCAUCCGUUGAGCUCAAAGACCGUCUAGGCGCGGGCUAUCGUAUUCAUGUCUUCAAUGCUAGAGAUAUCAAAGAGUCGCCAGAGGUCGAAGGAGUCAAACGGGUCGUGUCAUUUGAUGUAAUUAGUUACCUAGCGCCUACUUCACACCUCGCCGCACAAGUUAUCCGCACAUUGGAAGCUGCAGGUAUUUCCGACUACAAGUUCUCCAGCCCAACCAUCGAGGAUGUGUUCCUCCAGGUUGCUGAAGAAGUCAGAAGCGAGAGUGUGAAGACUCCUGACUCGGAUUCAACUGAUGAAAAACAAAUAAGCACAGCAAAAGUGAGCGCUAUUGGCGGUGAACCUGAGAAAGACGCGCUUGAACUGCUCUCAGGCCAACCGAUUGGCUUCUUCAGGCAGACCGUGGUACUACUUCAAAAACGAUGUACCGUUUUCAAAAGCAAUUGGUUUCCCUAUGUUGCCGCUUUGCUUAUCCCUAUUAUCGCCGCCGCUCUAACCUCUCUUUUCGUCAAGAACCAAGCCCCAGGCGGCUGCCGUCCUACUAAUGACCAGUCUGCCGGUGAUAACGCCGACUACACCGAACUCCUUGACAGUUUGUUCCUAGGCGCAGGUCCUUCUUCGGCAUUCACACCCGCUGCACUCAGCCUUUUCGCAUCUGUCUACCCUAGCAUGAGCAGUGGAUCAACUGGGAAUAUGCAAGGCGCAACAUCUAGUUUUACCCAGGGGCUUCAUCUUGUCGACACCUUCUCGGAGUUCAACGAUUUCAUCGUGGAAAACCGCAUGAACGUCACACCAGCUGGUUGGUGGCUCGGGGACAAGAAUUCUCCGCCAACAGUCGCUUACACGGCGGAUUUCCUCAGCGCGUCUACUGCUCUGUUUGGACAGAAUGCUCUGAACAUCAUGCUAUCGAAUACGAGCAUCGCGACCACAUUCGCCGCAUUCAGUACUCCUUUUAUCCCUGGUACUGGCAAUUCCCUUCAACUUCUAACAUAUCUCUCCCUUGCGUUGGCUGCUUAUCCCGCCUUCUUUGGCCUCUAUCCAAACGUGGAGCGUCGGCGUAAUGUUCGUGGGCUUCAGUACUCUAAUGGUGUGCGCUCGCUCCCGCUUUGGGUUGCACAUACGACCUUCGACUUUGUCAUCGUCCUCGUUUCAUCAGCCAUUGUCACCGCCAUAUUCGCGUCGGUAUCAGAUGUCUGGUAUCACGUCGAAUAUUUCUUCUUGAUCCUCUUCCUCUACGGCCUCGCGUCAAUCUUGCUCUCAUACGUGAUUUCGCUAUUCUGCAGUAACCAACUGUCGACUUAUGCAUUCUCCGCCGCCGGACAAGCUGUGGGGUUCCUGAUCUACCUUAUUGCUUAUCUCGUGGUGCAGACAUACGCGCCUAUCAACACGAUUGAUUCCUCUUUAUUAAUUGUUCACUUCGUCGUCUCGGUAUUUUUCCCCAUCGGAAGCAUCGUCCGUAUGCUGUUCGUGGCCCUCAAUUUGUUCUCUACGGCUUGCGACGGUCAAGACCUCCGCAGCAAUCCUGGAUCAAUCCUGGCCUACGGAGGACCUAUUCUAUACCUGAUUAUUCAAUCUAUCGUAUUGUUCGGCAUCCUACUUUGGUACGACAGCGGUGCUGGCCGUACAGUGCUCGCUCGAAUAUUCCAAAGGAGCGCUAAAGCAAAUAACGGCGAUCCUGACGCUUCAGAUGAAGAAGUUGCGAACGAGCUUGCCCGUGCCACUAGCAGCUCUCAAGAUACGGAUGGGCUGCGUGUGUUGCAUUUAACCAAGUCAUUCGGCAAAUUUACGGCGGUCGAUAAUGUCACGUUCGGCGUCCAGCAUGGCGAAGUCUUUGCCUUGCUUGGCCCUAACGGAGCUGGUAAAUCAACAACAAUUUCUUUAAUCAGAGGUGAUCUCCAACCCAGCCCCAAUGGAGGCGAUAUUUUCGUUGAGGACGCUUCCGUUGUUCGCCAUCGUGCUUCGGCUCGUUCUCACCUAGGUGUCUGUCCUCAAUUCGACGCUAUCGAUUCGAUGACAGUUCUUGAACAUUUAAGAUUCUACGCUCGCAUACGGGGUAUACCAGAUAUCGAGCAUAACGUACAAUCAGUUAUUCGUGCCGUCGGCCUCGAGGCUUUUGCGACACGGAUGGCACACGCUCUAUCCGGUGGUAACAAGAGAAAGCUCUCCCUCGGCAUUGCUUUGAUGGGCAACCCAAGCGUGGUGUUACUAGAUGAGCCGUCUUCGGGCCUAGACGCCGCCGCCAAGCGAAUCAUGUGGAAAACCCUAGGUUCCAUCGUGCCUGGCCGAUCCAUCCUACUCACCACCCACAGCAUGGAGGAAGCAGACGCUCUCGCAAGCCGUGCUGGUAUCCUCGCUAAACGCAUGCUCGCCCUUGGCACAAUCGAUAACCUGCGAGAGCGAUUCGGCGAUACCAUUCACGUCCACCUCGUCAGCAAGUCCGCGCCACAUUCGACGGACGAGGAGAUGGAACACAUGCGCGAGUGGGUGCUGGAGGCUCUCCCUGGCGCCGAGGUAGAAGCCAAGACAUACCACGGACAAAUGCGCUUCUCAGUGCCGGCCAACUCGAUCACAGGCCGCGAUAGCACCAGCGGGAGCGCAGUGGGUCGCCUCGUCAUUAUGCUUGAGGAGCAGAAGGAGGCGCUCGGUAUCGAACAUUACACGUGCACGCCAACGACGCUCGAUCAGGUGUUCUUGACCAUUGUCGGCCGACACAACGUACAAGAAGAAGGAUACACGGAGAAGAAGAAAAAGUCGUGGUGGAAGAAAGGAUGAGAUAAAGCUGAACACGGGCUUUGCUCUGUUUAUAUAUAGUAGGAGAUAUGUGUGUGUUUGUGCAGCGAUUGCAUAGGUAUAUACACAAUAACUAGAAGUAGAGUGGCUAGGGAGGUGGGUUUGAUUCACUCGACGCAUGCAAGCAUAUGUGUCGCGGACGGCGU